Nerophis lumbriciformis (worm pipefish) is the source of this 5025-nucleotide messenger RNA. RefSeq names its product GPI-linked NAD(P)(+)--arginine ADP-ribosyltransferase 1. The record is from RefSeq and is a predicted model, not a curated record. Lineage: Eukaryota; Metazoa; Chordata; Actinopteri; Syngnathiformes; Syngnathidae. Gene Ontology annotation, molecular function: NAD+ poly-ADP-ribosyltransferase activity; NAD+-protein-arginine ADP-ribosyltransferase activity.
GUGUAUAUCACAUCGUGUCGUUUGCGGUGCAUGGACUAGAUUUCCUGAUUUUACGUUAAUAUAUAUAUAUAUAUAUAUAUAUAUGUAUAUAUAUAUUUAAAAACAUUUUUUUUUACAAAGAGAGCAUUUUGAGCAGACACCAAGGGGAGGAAGGAGAGAAGAUGUGGGACAAGAAGCAAGCGUCCCUCGCACUUGUGACCAUGGUGGUGGUCUGCGGCGCGGUGAGUGCAGCGAAACAACUAAACAUGGCCCCGGAUGCUGUGGACGACCUCUACCAAGGGUGCAGGGACGAGGUCAUGGAGCGCCUGAUCCACUCAGAGGUGCUGGGAAAAGAGCUGAGCGGCAACCCGGGCCUCAAGGCAGCGUGGAGCGACAAAUGCUCCACGCUCCUCCCGGGCGGUGUGAAGGAACAUACCGCCGCUCUCCUGGCCUACGGCAACGGGAUCGCCUUCAGGAAGGCCUUCAACGACGAAGUGGAGACCACGGGAGCCAACGCCAGCACCUACGAGCGCGACUUCCACUUCAAGUCCCUGCACUUCCUGCUCACGGACGCCAUGAGGCUGGUGAAGCCGGCGGCGUGCAGGAAUGUUUACCGCGUGUCCAGCGGCGACUACGCGGCGGAGAUGGGCGCCGGAGUGAGGUUCGGUAGAUUCACCACGGCGCACACGGACCUGUCGGUGAAGGAGGACGUGGAGGGCGGGGUCUACUUCAACAUCACCACCUGCUUCUUCGUCAGUCUGGAGGGUUUCUGCGGCCUGCAGGAGGACGUCGCCAUCUUGUCCCCCGCGGAGGAGUUCACGGUGGUGGACGUCAAACAAGUCGACGACUACCAGGAGAUCGUUCUGAAACAUUCCAAAUUGGAGGCUUUGCACAACUGCUACGGUUUUUCACGGGCGACGAUGGCCCCGGUCGGCAAGGGGGCCGCAGCCGGCGUCCCCCGGGGGCUGGUGUUGGCCCUUGUGACCUUGCUGCUUUUUUCUUUAAACUGCUGACUCAGUACAGUGUUGCCUCGCCACUUCGCGGUUCACUUCCUACGAUCUAAAGUACCGUAAUUUCCGGACUACAGUGGGUCCGGGUUAUUUUUGCCUCCUCCCUCACUUAAAGUGUGAGUGAAGAAUGCACUACUGACCUGAUAAGUUAAAAAAAAAAAAGAGAUGAUACAGUAUUAUGUGCUCACAUAUGCUACCUGGUGGUUGUUUGAGCACACUGCAGCUAGGCCUCGAUGGUCCCACUUCUUAGAGCUUUAGUCACACGCAGGAUUCUCACAGGAAUGAGGCAGAAAUACAACCUUACCUACUGUAUAACCCGCUUUACUUUAAUCCCCACCUUUUAAUGCGCUUUAUACAAUGUUGUGGUUAUUUUAUGGAUUUCUCCGGGUUCACAAGCUUCACGUGCUGCCAACAAAUUUAGCUUUAUUACAUCAGACCAGUGUAAUUGCCCAACUGGCAACGGUGGACCAAUGAGAUUGUUCCCAUUACAUCAAACGCACUCACACAUCCAUUCAGUCAGCCAUUUAGCGCUUAAUGGACUCACCGUCAUCGUGGAGCAAAAACGACCGAUUGCAAGCAACGCAGCCCCAAAACCGAAGAUGAUCGACACAGGCCAUCGAAAAAGCAAAAGUGGCGCCGCACUAAUAGGCCCCAAAAAGCCAGACGGUGGAUGUAGACCGCGCUCAGUGACUACUGUAUGCCAUGGUACAGGCACUGUCUUUUGUUAAUGUUCAUGUUUCAAUGUGUACACCUGCGGUUUAUAGACAUGUUCGGCCAAUAUAUGUACAAAAUAAAAUGUGUCCAAAAAUUAGGUGGGUGCGGCUUAUAUGUAGGUGCGCUCUACAGCAAUCCUGGGCAAUUAUGUUUACAUACACUUGUAAGAACAUAAUGUCAUGGCUGUCUUGAGUUUCCAGUAACUGCAACUUUUAUUUUUUGUGAUAGAGUGAAUGGAGCACAUACUUGUUUGUCACAAAAAACAUUCAUGAAGUUUGGUUCUUUUAUGAAUUUAUUACGGGUCCACUGAAAAUGUGACCAAAUACCCAGCAAUACGUUUGGAGGAGAAAAAGUGAGGCUUUUAAUCCCAGGAACACCAUGUCUACCGUCAAGAAUGGUGGUGGUAGUAUUAUGCUCUGGGCCUGAUUUGCUGCCAAUGGAACUGGUGCUUUACAGAAAGUAAAUGGGACAAUGAAAAAGGAGGAUUACCUCCAAAUUCUUCAGGACAACCUAAAAUCAUCAGCCAGGAGGUUGGGUCUUGGGCGCAGUCGGGUGUUCCAACAGGACAAUGACCCCAAACACACGUCAAAAGUAGUAAAGGAAUGGCUCAAUCAGGCUAGAAUUAAGGUUUUAGAAUGGCCUUCCCAAAGUCCUGACUUAAACGUGUGGACAAUGCUGAAGAAACAAGUCCAUGUCAGAAAACCAACAAAUUUUGCUGAACUGCACCAAUUUUGUCAAGAGGAGUGGUCAAAAAUUCAACCAGAAGCUUGUGGAUGGCUACCAAAAGCGCCUUAUUGCAGUGAAACUUGCCAAGGGACAUGUAACCAAAUAUUAACAUUGCUGUAUGUAUACUUUUGACCCAGCAGAUUUGGUCACAUUUUCAGUAGACCCAUAAUUCAUUUAUAAAAGAACCAAACUUCAUGAAUAUUUUUUGUAACCAACAAGUAUGUGCUCCAAUCACUCUAUCACAAAAAAAAUAAGAGUUGUAGAAAUGAUUGGAAACUGAAGACAGCCAUGUCAUUAUUUUCUUUACAAGUGUAUGUAAACUUUUGACCACGACUGUAUAUAUAUAUAUACAUACAUCCAUAUAUAUAUACAUAUAUAUAUAUGUAAACUGUGAAAAUCUACUGUACAGUAUGUGUACUUACUACUUGGGUCCUAUUUAAAUAAAACGUUAUGACAGACCGCCUUAAAAAACAAAAUGGAAUUUUUACUUUUUUUACUGAAUAAGACACCCAGAAUGUACAUGGAAAUAAAGAAUGUGGGAUUUGCAAUAUUAACUAUGAACAAUAAAACACUGAAUAUUGACAACAUACGAACGUCACACCCCCUCUCGAUCGACAUAUUUUACAAUCAAGCGAAACGUAACAAAAAUGCAACAAACCAGCGAAAUAUGAACGUGAAGGGUAAAAAAAACAAAACACCUACAAUCUGAUACAUCUGAUGUAUCACUAAGCUUUAGAACUUUGUUGUAAAAAUCUCCUUCCGCGUCAGUCCCUAGAAACACCCCACCCACACUGCUUGGUGCCUCGUCUGAGCUGCUGUGACUUAGAUGACCAUAGUAACUAAUUAGAUUACCAUAGUAACUAAUUAGAUUACCAUAGUAACUUGUAUAUCAUGCAAAAGCGGGGAUUCCAACCAUUGAAAUACUUUGUAUAGUCCAAGACUUACGGUAAUUUAAAAUCAUAACUGCACGUCAUAAUGGCAGCUACAGUUUCCACCUUAAUGAUCUAAAAAAAUUAUUUGGGAAUGUCCGGUGUUGAGAUUUAAGUACCCGUUUAAGUUUUCAUAUUAAAACUACGUCUUUUUUAGAAUGUAUGCAGUGUUUUAAGAGCAUAGAAAGUGCUUAUAAGUGUGUGUGUGGAAGCUGUUUGGAGCGCUUAGAACGACUUUAAAUACGUACAAUAUUCAUAGAAAUCAUAAAAUAAGUGUCAACACGGCUCCUUUAAUGCGCUUAUUGAUGUGAGUCAAAUGUCUGGCAAAUUAUAGUCACAUCACUGCUUGUGUGUCAUAAAGUAUCAGGCCUGCAGUGAUUAAUCGAUUUGAAAAAAACUUUGAUUAUAUUGUGUUGCUUCAACUGAUCCUUUAUUGAGUGUAACUAAUAAAAAAUGUUAUCAAAUCCGGAUUGCAUUGGGGUGACCGGAACUUUAAAUACGCGUACACAGAUCCCGCAAUAGCUGUCUGUCAGCAUUUUUAUUUUUAUUUUUCCAUUUUUUUUUAAUUAAUACCCACAUGUUAAAAGUGAAAAUUCAAAGUUGUUAAUGUAAAAUUCAUGAAAACAAGACAAUUAUGGCAAGCAGAAAUGUUUUCGUUCAUUUCAAUAAUUUCCCCCUAGAAUACGCAUUGAGCCUAUAAAGUGUGCUGUAUCCGAUUACUCCAUUGACCGAAUAAACUAAUUGAUUGAUUACUUGAUUACAAAAAUAAUUGACAGCCGGAGCCUUAUAACAGUUUGUUGUAUUUACUAUGUACUGUAUGUGAUUCUUGCUUUUUUCAAAAUGUAUGACACAUCUUCACAGGUGCAUUCAUAAAUCCAACUAUAAAUAAAGAUGUGAUGCAUAAUUAAGUGGUUAUUCAGAAACUGGGGCGUUUUUUUUAAAUUUUUUAUUAGGAUUUCACAUCAAAGCCUAAACAGAAGCAUUACUAAUCAUAAUAAAUACUACAGCUAAUAGGGAUGUACCGAUCUGAUAUUGAUAUUGGGUGCAAAGAAAAGCCAAGUAUUGGAUGAUAUCAGCUUGCAUCUAAAAUGUCCGAUACAAACAUUCCUGCAGCUUGUUUUUUUAUUUUUUUAAUUAAAUCAACAUAGAAAAAAACACACGAUACACUUUCAACUAGUGCAUCAACCCCAAAAAAAACCCUCCCUCCCCCGUUCACACUCAUACACACCCACUCACACAAAAGGGGUUGUUUCUUUCUGCUAUCAAUAUUCUGGUUCCCACAACAUGGACAACACUUCUGCAAGGAACACAACACAGUCCCUGAAGCACACUUGAUUGUUUGUGCUGCUGGUCCACUAACAUUUUCAUUUAAUUACUAUUUUUUUUUCUUCUUUUUUCUCCUUUAUGUAAUUAUUUUUAUAUUGUUUUACUUUCUUUUUUAUCCAAGAAAAUAUUUAUUUAUCUUAUCUAAAAAAAUAAAAAAGAAAAAAAAAAAAAGAAAAAGAAAAAGAAAGAAAGGACCUUAUCUUCACCAGACCUGGUUGUAAAUGAAAUUAGCUUCGUUUAAAGGUUGUUUUUUUUAAAACCAGGUCCAGUCCAGAUAAUGUCCAAGUCGGGUCCAGCAACACACACCUUCAUUCAUGUACACUGAUAAAAAAAAAAAAUAA